Microcebus murinus (gray mouse lemur) is the source of this 2086-nucleotide messenger RNA. NCBI's taxonomy places the organism in Eukaryota, Metazoa, Chordata, Mammalia, Primates, Cheirogaleidae. The record is from RefSeq and is a predicted model, not a curated record.
CUGUCGGGCCCGCGCACUCUUGGCAAAGUUUCAGUGCGACGAGAGGCGCCGGGCGCUCCAUGGCCGCGCCGUAACGGGGACCCAGCCGCCUCCCCGCCCAGCCCGGCCCAGCCCUUCCGCCCGCCCAGGAUGGAGGCGCCCGCCAGCGCGCAGACCCCGCACCCGCACGAGCCCAUCAGCUUCGGCAUAGACCAGAUCCUCAACAGCCCCGACCAGGACAGCGCGCCCGCCCCGCGGGGCCCCGACGGCGCCAGCUACCUGGGAGGGCCCCCCGGGGGCCGCCCGGGAGCCGCAUACCCGUCUCUGCCCGCCUCCUUUGCCAGCCUCGGCGCGCCCUUCGAGGACGCGGGAUCUUACAGUGUCAACCUGAGCCUAGCGCCCGCCGGCGUGAUCCGGGUGCCCGCGCACAGGCCGCUGCCCGGGGCCGUGCCGCCGCCUCUGCCGAGCGCGCUGCCCGCCAUGCCCUCCGUGCCCACGGUCUCCAGCCUGGGCGGCCUCAAUUUCCCCUGGAUGGAGAGCAGCCGCCGCUUCGUGAAAGACCGCUUCACAGCGGCAGCCGCUCUCACGCCCUUCACCGUGACCCGGCGCAUCGGCCACCCCUACCAGAACCGGACGCCGCCCAAGCGUAAGAAGCCGCGCACGUCCUUUUCCCGGGUGCAGAUCUGCGAGCUGGAAAAGCGCUUCCACCGCCAGAAGUACCUGGCCUCGGCCGAGAGGGCGGCGCUAGCCAAGUCGCUCAAAAUGACGGAUGCGCAGGUCAAGACCUGGUUCCAAAACCGGAGGACCAAGUGGCGAAUCCACAAUGGAGACGCUGGACAUCAAAUGUUUAUGAGACAAAAUGGUUGUGCUCCACGUGCAAAGUAAGAGAAAGACUUAGCUAAGCAGCUCUAGACCAUGGGCGCCCGGGGAAACCUUUUCAUCUCAAUUAUUGGAGUGCUUCAGAAGGUAUUUUUACUCUGAACGAUUCAGAUAAUUAUCUCAAUCUUUGACUUUGUUUUGACUAGCUUUGCAGACCGAUUGGAGUUCAGGAAGGAUCUCAGUUACUUCAACUAAUAUUCUUUCACAUUCAUACUGCCAAGUCCCGAGAUUUUUUCUGUUUUGUUUUUCAAUGGCUUUUCUCAAAUACAGCCAACAUUAUCAUGUAUGCUGUUUUCUCCCUUUUCAAAAGGUAGGAUCUGGAAGAAUGGAGGUAAAGUGAUGUGCAGGCCUUGGUGUGUGUGUUUCUGUGUUUGCUCCUGCACUGUGGACAGCCUGUGUCAAAUAUUUGAUGCAGAAAGAGAGCUAAUUUUUCUCUCUUAUUUUCAGUGUAUUAUCUUCUGUGAGUUCUAAAUAAUUGAUAAGGAGGUCCCUUUCAUAAUUAAAAUGGAUGUCCCUACAUGUCAACACUGAUAGCUUAUCCGGUAACGGGUGAAUGUAGAGCCACGUUGAGUACAGGCUGUAUUUAUUACUCACCCUGCAUGGGCUGCAAUGCAGAGCGCUGGGUCGGGGGACACAAGGCUGAUUUCAGUGGCGAUGACAAGAGAACAAAAAGGACAGAAGCCUAGGAGAUGACUUGGGGAGAAGACCCUGCCUGGCCCCAGGGCCCACAUGGGACCACUUGGUGACUGAGGCACAAAAAGGCAACAUAGGGAAGGAGGCCUGAGGACACGGUGCCAUGUGGAAUCUGCUGAGUUUUCUCUUUCUUUUCUUCCAGCCCCUAAUGCCUUUCCAGUCACCUUCUUAAUGACAUCUCCCGGUUGCCCCCUUCCUUCAUGAAAACCUGCUGCGAGGCGAGAGGUGUCAGGUGGAACCCUCCCGGCUGUAGUUAACUUCUCGCAAGAAUUGGAGUUGAUUCAUUCACCUUUGGAUCCCACAAGCACCUCCUCAUCCCUGUCCUGUGCCCUGCACCGUGGCUGGUGCUCGAGCCACUACAGUGAAAAGCCCGGGGUCACCGCAGCACUAGUUACGAACCAACCCAAGUGUCCAGCAACAGAUGAUCGCAUAAAGAAAAUAUUCGGCCACAAAAAUGAAGGAAACCCUGCCGUUUGUGACAACAUGACAAACGUGAAGGACAUGAUGCUAAUUGAAAUAAACCAGACACAGAAUG